UUAUCUAUUCUUGCUAAUGGCAGGAUUUUACAUUGUUUUUUUCAUAAAGUAUACUACAAAAUGUGCAAAGUAGGCAUCCUACAUGUUUGCCGUGGUAAAAAUGAUCAUAAUGAGCAGAUUGUACGGGAGUGUGCUGUUAUAGGAACCAGUGACAUUUGAGGAUGUGGCUGUGGCCUUCACCCAAGAAGAGUGGCAGCAUCUGGACUCAGCUCAGAAGACCCUCCACAGGGAUGUGAUGCUGGAGACCUAUAGUCACCUGGUCUCAGUGGGGUGUUCAUGUAUAAAACCAGAUGCAAUAAUUAAGUUAGAACAUGGAGAAGCCCCGUGGAUUAUAGAGAGUGAGUUGUCAAGGUGGAUCUGUCCAGACAGGGAAAAAGGCCUUGAAUCUACCCAAGAGAUCAUUUCUGGAGAACUUUCAUCUCAAAGGGAGAUAAUAGAAAGAACCCCAAAGGAUAAUUUAUUAUACUCUAUUUUGAAAGUUUGGCAUAUUGGUAAUCAAAUAGAUAAUUAUCAAGGAAACAAAGACAGAGUUUUGAGGCAGGUCACAGCCAUCAUCCAUGAAACAUUGGCUGAGGAGACAGGCCCUGAGUAUAAUGCAUUUGGAAAAAUGUUCAAUGGGUACACAGACCUUGAUCCUUCAAGUAAAAAGCUCCAUAAUUUUGAUUUAUGUUAGAAGAACUUAAAAUCUAAUUUAGACUCACAAAAUUGUGAUAGGAACUAUGCAAGAAAGAACUCCAUUGAGAGAUUUGGAUGUGGAAGGCCACCUGGCUAUAGUGCCUUCUGUUCUGUGCCUGAGAAUGAAGGCUUCAUUCAUAUUGGAAUAAAGCCCUGUGGAGAGAGUGAAUAUGAAAAAGUUCUUCAUAAUAAGCAAGCCCAUAUUCAGUAUAAAAAAGUUCAAGCCAGAGAGAAACUCAAUGUUUGUAGUGUGUGUGAGAAGGGCUUUAUCAAGAAGUCACAGUUUGUUGUACAUCAAAGAAUUCAUACUGGAGAGAAACCAUAUGCAUGUGGAGAUUGUGGGAAAGCCUUCAGUUAAAAAUCACACCUCAUUGUCCAUCAGAGGAUUCAUACUAGGGAGAAACCCUAUGAAUGUACUGAGUGUGGAAGGGAAGGGAAACCUUACAAAUGUUUUGAGUGUCCAAAAGCCUUUUCCCAGAAGUCACAUCUCAUUAUACAUCAGCGAGUUCAUACCAGAGAGAAGCCCUUUGAAUGCAGUGACUGUGGGAAAACCUUUUCUGAUAAAUCUCAUCUUUGUGUACACCAGAUAACUCAUAAUGGAGAGAAGUCCUAUGAAUGUACUGAAUGUGGGAAGACCUUCCCUCAGAAAACUCAGCUCAUCAUACAUCAGAGAAUGCACACUGGAGAGAAGCCUUAUAAGUGUAGUGAAUGUGGAAAAACCUUCUGCUAGCAGUCUCACCUCAUAGGACAUCAAAGAAUUCAUACAGGAGAGAAACCUUAUGUGUGUACUGACUGUGGGAAGGCCUUUUCCCAGAAGUCACACCUCACUGGCCAUCAAAGACUUCAUACUGGAGAAAAACCUUAUUUGCGCACUAAAUAUGGAAAAUCCUUCUCUCAGAAAUCACCUCUUAUUAUACACCAGAGAAUUCGUACAGGGCAGAAACCCUAUGAGUGUAGAGAAUGUGGCAAAAUCUUCUCCCAGAAAUCACCCCUUGUUAUUCAUCAGAGAAUUCACACAGGGGAGAAACCCUAUGAAUGUGCUGAGUGUGGGAGGGCCUUUUCCCUGAAGUCACAUCUCAUUAUACAUCAGAGAGCUCAUACUGGAGAGAAACCAUAUGAAUGUAAAUGUGGAAAGGCCUUCUGGGAGAAGUCUCCACUCAUUAUUCACCAGAGAACCCAUACUAAGGAGAAACCCUCUGAAUGUGCUGAGUAUGGGAUGACCUUUUCCUGGAAAUCACAGAUGAUCACAUAUCAGAGAACACACACUGGGGAGAAAACUUCCAAAUGCAGUGACAGUGCGAAGGCCUUCUGCCAGCAUGUAUACCUCACUGGACAUCAGAAUCCAUCUAGAAGAGAAACCUUAUAUAUGUACUGAUUGUGGGAAAGCUUUUUCACAGCAGUCAGACCUCAUCGUGAAUGGGAAAACUCACAUUGAACAGAAAUCCUAUGGAUAUGUUGGACAUGAAAAAAUGCGGCAAUUUCUCAGCUGUAGAAUAGACUCAUAUAUUUCUCAGUAUUCUGAUUACCCCUCCACAGAAUGAUCUGGUUAGGCCCUCAGAGUGUUUUCAACACAAUAAAUAUGGAAUCAAUUUACUCACCCUCAAAUUAUCUUGGCUCCCUUCAUAGAAUAAAUG
Microcebus murinus (gray mouse lemur) is the source of this 2309-nucleotide messenger RNA. RefSeq names its product zinc finger protein 630 (gene ZNF630). Gene Ontology annotation, cellular component: nucleus. The record is from RefSeq and is a predicted model, not a curated record. NCBI's taxonomy places the organism in Eukaryota, Metazoa, Chordata, Mammalia, Primates, Cheirogaleidae. Gene Ontology annotation, molecular function: DNA-binding transcription factor activity, RNA polymerase II-specific; RNA polymerase II transcription regulatory region sequence-specific DNA binding. Gene Ontology annotation, biological process: regulation of transcription by RNA polymerase II.